GUGAACUUGGACAGUCACGUGUGAAGAACUCCGCAAGUGUAGCAGACUACGGGACGGCGACUUCUCACCUGCGUGUCCUUUUGACUUUUCCGAGAGGGAGAUAUACCUGCCAUUUGUUGUGAGGCCUGUCAGACAGUGACCCUUCUACUCAGCGUUGGAUAUCUGCACCACCUUCUCUUCCCCGAGGGUGAAAUAUGCCCUCUCUGCGCCCGUGAGGACAAGCAGAAGACAAGCGCUGUAAAGAAGACUACAACUCAGUUUUAAAUCAUGAUGAUGCAGGAGUCGGCCACAGAGACAAUAAGCAACAGUUCAAUGAGUCAAAAUGGACUGAGCAGCCUAUGCAGCAACCAAUUAGAGGCUGGCAGUAGAGACGCCAGAUCAAGCGGCUGUGACACGAGCAGCGAAGUAAGCACAGUUGAGCUCCUGCAUCUGCAACAACAGCAGGCCCUACAAGCAGCGAGGCAAUUACUCUUGCAGCAGCCAGGCAGUGGCCUGAAAUCUCCAAAGAGCCAGGACAAGCAGCGUCCACUGCAGGUGCCAGUGUCGGUGGCCAUGAUGAGUCCCCAGGUGAUUACCCCACAGCAGAUGCAGCAGAUCCUCCAACAGCAGGUGCUCUCCCCUCAGCAGCUCCAGGCCCUGCUCCAGCAACAGCAGGCUGUGAUGUUACAACAGCAACACCUGCAAGAGUUCUAUAAGAAACAGCAGGAGCAGCUCCAUCUGCAGCUCCUCCAGCAGCAGCACCCCGGGAAACAGGCUAAAGAGCAGCAGCAGCAGCAGCAGCAGCUGGCCGCCCAGCAGCUCGUCUUCCAGCAGCAGCUCCUGCAGAUGCAACAGCUCCAGCAGCAGCAGCACCUGCUCAACAUGCAGCGCCAGGGCCUGCUGUCCCUGCCAGGGCCCGCCCCCGGCCAGGCCGCGCUGCCUGGGCAGGCCCUGCCCCCUCCAGGAGGCCUCAGUCCCGCAGAGCUGCAGCAGUUGUGGAAAGACGUGACCGGAGGAGGGGGACACGGCCUGGAGGACAACGGCAUCAAACACAGUAACAGCACUGGUCCAGGGGCAGCGGGCGGGCUGGACCUCUCCACCAACAACACCAAUACAACUACCUCCUCCAAUCCAGCCAAAGCCUCACCUCCCAUCACCCACCACGCCCUCGCCAACGGACAGUCACCCGUGCUCAACCACAGACGAGAGAGGGAGCGAGAGCGAGACAGGGAGCGAGAGAGUUCACUACAUGAAGAAAAUGGAGGAACCCACCCUCUUUAUGGUCAUGGUGUGUGUAAAUGGCCCGGCUGUGAAAGCAUCUGUGAGGACUUUGGACAGUUUUUGAAACACUUAAACAAUGAGCACGCCCUCGACGACAGGAGCACAGCUCAGUGUCGAGUCCAGAUGCAGGUCGUGCAGCAGCUGGAAAUUCAACUUUCCAAGGAACGUGAGCGUCUUCAGGCGAUGAUGGCCCACUUGCACAUGCGGCCCUCAGAACCCAAGUCCUCUCCCAAACCACUAAACUUGGUGUCUAGUGUCACCAUGUCAAAGAACCUGCCCUCAGCGUCGCCCCCUAACUUACCUCAGACACCCACCACGCCCACAGCACCCAUCACGCCCAUGGCCGCUAUGCCACAGGUGCCCUCGGUGCUGGGAGGGGCCAACGUGCCCAGUAUGGGUGCUAUGCGCAGACGUCACGCAGACAAAUACUCCAUGCCUCUGUCGUCAGGUGGUGACACAGUAUUUAUUUUUCCAGAGAUUGCCCCAAACUACGAGUUUUAUAAGAACGCAGAUGUCAGACCGCCUUUUACUUAUGCAACCCUCAUAAGACAGGCUAUUAUGGACUCUGCCGACAUGCAGUUAACGCUAAAUGAAAUCUACAGCUGGUUCACGCGCACGUUUGCUUACUUCAGACGCAAUGCUGCCACCUGGAAGAACGCUGUCCGCCACAACCUGAGUCUGCACAAGUGCUUUGUGCGAGUGGAGAACGUGAAGGGCGCCGUGUGGACUGUGGACGAGAUGGAGUACCAGAAACGCAGGUCACAGAAGAUCACAGGGAGCCCUUCACUUGUCAAGAACCUGCCCUCCAGUCUCGGUUAUGGAACUGCAUUAAACGCCAGCUUACAGGCGGCUCUGGCAGAGACCUCCCUCCCUCUGCUCGGUAACCCUGCUCUGAUGAACAGUGGCUCCGCCGGGCCCAUGGGCUGUCACGGGCUGCUGGGUGGAGAUCCGUCUGGGCUGGCCGGGAGCCCCCCUGGCCUCUUGGGGGGCAGUCCUCCUGGUCUGUUAGGAGGGAGCCCGCCUGGUACUCUGAGAGGCAGCCCCCCCUCUCUGCUGCAGUCUGCACACGAGGAGCUCAACGGGACCCUCGACCACCUGGACACAAACGGACACUCCAGCCCCGGGUACUCCCCACCUGUACACAUGCCUCCGGUUCACGUGAAGGAGGAGCCUCUCAACAUGGACGAUGAGGACUGUCCGAUGUCACUGGUGACGACAGCCAAUCACAGUCCAGAGCUGGAGGAGGAGCGCGACCUGGAGGAGGGGAACUUAUCGGAGGAGGGCAGGACCUGGAGUGACUAGGGCCCGUGUGUGUGUCCCUCCACCGGCCACACUUCUCACAGACCUCCUAAAACCACUCCACACAACCACAGUGACUCGCACCACUCGGACUAUUUAUUGAGCAUGCAUCCGGAUGGAGACUGUCCCCAGGAACUGUCCCCAGGAACUGUCCGGCAGCCCUCUGGACAGCCCAAACACAGGCAUUAAAUGUCUGACAAACUGACUCUGUUACAGAGAUGGCGUGGCCACACAGGAUAAAGAUGGACUUAUGAACGGGAAAAACGCAAAUGAACAAAACAUGUUGAGCUGAAAGCUAGCGGCCUCAUAUACUGCCAAAAAGGAAGACGUUUUAUGUUUGUGAAUAAUCCAACCCACAGUAGUUGUUAAUGUCUAGAGACAAUUGCUGGUUCAAUUCAAGUUGUUGCUCUGUUCUCAUUUGCACAGGAGUAGUCUCAGAUUUUGUGUCACUGCCUGUAUGUUGCUAUUAUAAAACAGUAUUAUUAUUAUUUUCAGCUUUUUAUUAUAAUUUCCAGAUACAUUUCAGCACCACCAACUGUAAAUGCCAUUCCCCAAACACAGAGCGGCGGUACCAAGACUGUUUUUGCAGAUGUCCAAAAAAGAGACAAAAAGUGAAAAAGGGUUAUCUUUAACAUAUGAUCGAUUUAGUCAAAAAGCUGAAGGAAAAAUAACGUUUAACAAACCAUUUACAAAACAAAUGCAUUUCUGCAUCCUUUUCUCGCUGUUCUUCUUACCUCCUUGUUCGAAAGCUUUGUCUACCUGCAAACAGUCACAGGCAACAGCUAGAAACCAAAGCCAACACUAGCAAUGGCCAAUAGCUUAUCCACAGAAGCCACCAAACUCCACUUGGUCCGUCUUCUGUAACUUUAAACUAGUACAAAGAAGAAGAAGCUUUGUUCCGCUAACUACCUUCGACAAAACCUCUGGGAUCGUUUCAUUUAGCCCUAUACAAAGACAAAGAGAGAGGUACCAUUUUGAUGUGUAAUUUGACUGUCCACUUGGGAG
This is a messenger RNA of Boleophthalmus pectinirostris (great blue-spotted mudskipper), 3564 nucleotides long. It is a transcript of the gene foxp2, whose product is annotated as forkhead box P2. Gene Ontology annotation, cellular component: nucleus. The transcript has 19 exons. Bases 268 to 2562 code for a protein of 764 amino acids. Gene Ontology annotation, molecular function: RNA polymerase II cis-regulatory region sequence-specific DNA binding; DNA-binding transcription repressor activity, RNA polymerase II-specific. Gene Ontology annotation, biological process: regulation of transcription by RNA polymerase II. The record is from RefSeq and is a predicted model, not a curated record. Lineage: Eukaryota; Metazoa; Chordata; Actinopteri; Gobiiformes; Gobiidae.